AUGCGAAUCCGUCCAGAAAUGAUGGAAGAAACAAGUGCCUCCAACAACAACAAGAGUUCCUUCAAAGGAAAAAAAGAAGACCUGUACCAUGUACUCCACAAGGUUCCUUAUGGGGAUAGCCCUUAUGUCAGAGCAAAACAUGCCCAGCUGGUAGAGAAGGACCCAGAAGCAGCAAUUGUGUUAUUUUGGAAAGCAAUAAAUUGUGGGGAUAAAGUGGACAGUGCCCUAAAGGAUAUGGCGGUGGUGAUGAAGCAACUGGACAGAGCUGAAGAAGCCAUUGAAGCCAUCCGUUCCUUUAGAGGGCUCUGCUCCAAACAAUCCCAAGAGUCCCUUGAUAAUGUACUCAUAGAUCUUUACAAGAAAUGUGGAAGAAUAGAUGAGCAAAUAGAUUUGCUGAAGCGUAAGUUGAAGUUGAUAUACCAAGGUGAAGCCUUCAAUGGAAAACUCACCAAGACAGCACGAUCUCAUGGCAAAAAGUUUCAAGUUUCUAUAAAACAAGAAACUUCAAGAUUACUGGGAAAUCUGGGCUGGGCCUACAUGCAAAAGACGAACUACAUGAUGGCCGAAGUGGUGUAUCGGAAAGCCCAAAUGAUUGAUCCAGAUUGUAACAAGGCCUGUAACUUGGGCCUAUGCCUCAUUAGACAAGCGAGAUAUGAAGAGGCCCAAUUGAUUCUUGAAGCUGUGUUAAAAGGAAACCUUCCAGGCUCAGACGACACCAAGUCAAGGAAACGGGCCGAAGAUCUGCUAUCAGAGUUGAGGUCCAUGCUACCUCCACCACAUUUGUCAGAUCUUUUGGGCCUGGAUGAUGAGUUCAUAAAAGGCCUGGAACGGUUAGUGAAUGAAUGGGGCCCAAUUAGAUCCAAGAGGCUUCCGAUUUUUGAGGAAAUUUCUUCGUUUAGAGACCAAUUAGCUUGUUAA
Messenger RNA from Sphenostylis stenocarpa, 918 nucleotides. The record is from the annotation of a GenBank genome assembly. Lineage: Eukaryota; Viridiplantae; Streptophyta; Magnoliopsida; Fabales; Fabaceae.